This is a messenger RNA of Pararge aegeria (speckled wood butterfly), 2130 nucleotides long. Its product is annotated as zwei Ig domain protein zig-8-like. The transcript is spliced from 8 exons. Gene Ontology annotation, cellular component: neuron projection membrane. Gene Ontology annotation, biological process: synapse organization. Bases 337 to 1242 code for a protein of 301 amino acids. Lineage: Eukaryota; Metazoa; Arthropoda; Insecta; Lepidoptera; Nymphalidae. The record is from RefSeq and is a predicted model, not a curated record.
GGUAAGAGGGUGUGUUAGCAGCCCUCGCGCUAAUUUGUAUCGCCGAGUGGAUCGAAAUGUGAACUUCUGAAACAUCGUUCAUAAUUUGAAAGUUCAGUGAUAAUUUUAUUUUGAUGUGUCAAAAAUAAAUAUUACAAAGUUUAUGGAUAUCCGAAGUUUGUGAACUUGUGGAUUGAUAAAACAAACUUUUACGAAGUUCGUGGGUGAAGUGAAGUGGUUUGUUUGAUACAGUUCUAACAUUGAUUGAGACUUGCAACAUUGAUUGGGAUUUUUACCAGACAAUGCAUCGCAUAGACCCUCGGUUGGCUUAUAACGAAUGGAUGCGACAGGGCUAGCAUGGCGGUGUCAGGGCUAGGAGGUAUGCGAGCGCGCAUGGGCUAUCGGCUCAAGUUUGUUCUGGUGGUGAUCGUCAGUAUGGUGCUGGGAUUUUUCAACGAAAGUCAAGGCACGGCGCAUUACGGAGAGGACAGCGUGGGGUCAUUCCCUUACUUCGAGUACAAUGUGCCGAGGAAUGUGACUACGGUGGUCGGGCAGACCGCCUUCCUGCAUUGUAGAGUUGAACAGCUUGGCGAUAAAGCGGUAUCUUGGAUAAGAAAAAGAGAUCUUCAUAUACUUACUGCUGGAAUUUUAACAUACACGUCUGAUCAGAGGUUUCAAGUUAUCCGGCCAGACAAAUCAGAGAACUGGACUUUGCAGAUCAAGUUUCCGCAAGAAAGGGAUGCUGGAAUCUACGAAUGCCAAGUGAACACUGAACCGAAGAUGUCCUUAGCUUUUCAACUGAAUGUUGUCGAAGCAAAAGCAAAAGUCCUCGGACCCGCAGACCUGUAUGUAAAGACUGGCAGCCUGCUAUCUCUCACAUGUAUCCUGAGUCAGGGCCCACACGACUUGGGGACAAUAUUUUGGUAUAAGGGAUCAAAAUUAAUAGAAUAUAAGGAAGUGGAGGCAAAUGAAGUAGUUGAAGAGCCGAGAAUUCGCUUGAAGACAGAGUGGACGGAGCAACUAACGUCAAGAUUAACGAUCGACAAGCUUCUGCCCACUGACAGCGGGAAUUAUAGCUGCGUGCCGACCAUGGCUGAAGCCGCCUCCGUCAAUGUACAUGUUAUAAACGGUGAACACCCAGCUGCGAUGCAGCAUGGAAAUGCGAACACCGCUUCACCCUGUGCACUGUCAGUUAAUCUCCUCAUUUCUCUGUAUUGCACACUUGCUACUCUCUACACGAACACAGUGGACGGCUUCAGAUGAAAGUUAAAUAAAAUAAUAAAUUGAAAAUUGUAAAUUAUAUAGAUUAUUUCGUUAGUAUUUGGCGUGAAACGUUUAGUGUUAAAAAACUAAAAAUAACCGUAAACAGUUGUGAAUUUAAUUGUUAAUACAACAGAUUGUGAACAAUUUUCACAAGAGGGUUCCAAAAAAACAGGUUCACGAUACAGCACAAACUUCUAAAUAUAAAUGCUCAUUUUAAACAUUAAACGUUUCGCAUUGAAUCGACGUCAGAUUGUAAAAAAAAAACAUUUUGUAUGGAAAUAAAACUUGCAGAGCCAUACUCGAAAUUAUUCUUUAUACAAGACGAUUUAAUUAACGAUGAUUCUGUCAAAACGUCUGUCUGUAUCUUGUGUUAAAAAAUUAUAUUAUUUUAAUUAUGUUGGCGUUGUCUGUGAUAUAAUACCCAAGCAGAGGAUUACCAUUUAUUAAAAUAAAAUGUAUGAGAAGGGUAUGGCUAGGAUUUAUUUGAUUACAGCUGCCAAGUGUCAUUCUUAUUCUGACGAUUUGUUGGUUUUAUUUAAAUACAAGCAAAGCCGAAAAACUAUAAUAUCUCUGGAAAUGGUGACAUUUUACACUCUUAGAAAAGUGACUUUAAAAAAUUAAAUAUGAAAGUUGUAUUAUGUAACACUAAUGAAAAUAUUAAUGCAUUCAGCUCAUUUCUACCUGUUUGAUCGAAACUGAAAACUGGAUGGAUUGAAAAAGUUGCCGAUGUAAGACAAACAAAUAGUCACCGUGUUUAGUAUAACAUGUUUCAUAUGAAUCGGUAUAACAUCCCAACUAAAUCGCUUAAAGUAUAGCCGUCUAUCUAAAUACAAUGAUAAGGCGCGCAACAGACAAAUAGAUAUGAUUCAAAUUCCGAAUGAAAAAAAA